Benincasa hispida (wax gourd) is the source of this 2407-nucleotide messenger RNA. It is a transcript of the gene RUS6, whose product is annotated as root UVB sensitive protein (Protein of unknown function, DUF647). Lineage: Eukaryota; Viridiplantae; Streptophyta; Magnoliopsida; Cucurbitales; Cucurbitaceae. The record is from RefSeq and is a predicted model, not a curated record.
UAGAAAUUUGCAUUGACAAGGACGGAGAAAAAAGUUUUUCUUCCAUUUUUGCCACCUCUCUGUAGCGGUUGCCAAUUGUUUCAGGCCACCUUCUCCACUUUUCUUCCUUCCUUCUCAUGGUUUCCUCCGUCAAUCCCAAUGCUUCCUCUUUGAAUUUCUCGUUCCAUAAUUCAACCCUUUUCUUCUUCUUCCUUCCAUUUGCUUCUUCCUGAUCUCUCCAUCAAGUUUCUUUCAAACCCUUUUCGUUUUUGAUUUCUUGUUUCAAUGGCUCCGAUCAAGCUCAAGCAAUCCCCCAAUUCCGCUGCCAAAUCUGUUGCUUCUUCCACUGAAGCGCGCAUUCUCGUUCGGGAAACUCUGCGCAUUAGUGCUAGUUUGGCUUCUGUUCCUCCUGUUGAUUCUGUCCCCCCGACGCUCUCCCUCGCUGGGCCACAGGCGAGGAACCUUGGUAUUGUGGAGAAUCAGUUUCUUGAUUCCAGUUUGAGGUUGAUUUGCUGCGAGGAAAUCGAUGGCCGCAGGUGGAAUUAUGUUGCUGAUAAUGAGCCAUCUGGAAGGUCGAAGAACGCCUCGAUCCGCGCUGUUUGUUUGCAAACACCGCAAGCUCCUAUUGAUGAGAUGAUGUCCUUCAUAAGAUCCUAUGUAGUCCCAGAAGGCUUCCCCGAUAGUGUUACCCCUUCAUAUGUACCUUACAUGACGUGGAGAGCUUUGAAGCACUUCUUUGGUGGAGCAAUGGGUGUUUUCACAACACAGACACUACUAAACUCUGUUGGGGUCGCCAGAAAUAAAGCUACUCCUGGUGCCAUUGCUAUUAACUGGAUUCUCAAGGAUGGCGCCGGUCGUGUUGGUAAAAUGCUAUUUGCUCGACAAGGGAAAAAGUUUGAUUAUGAUCUCAAGCAGCUACGUUUUGCAGGUGAUCUCCUUAUGGAGUUGGGUGCUGGGGUUGAGCUGGCAACUGCAGCUGCACCACACCUUUUUCUUCCUCUGGCUUGUGCUGCUAAUGUUGCAAAGAACGUUGCAGCUGUAACAUCAACGUCAACCCGCACUCCAAUCUACAAAGCCUUUGCAAAAGGAGAAAACAUUGGAGAUGUCACCGCUAAAGGAGAAUGUGUAGGAAAUAUAGCAGAUCUGCUAGGAACCGGACUAAGCAUAAUGAUUUCAAAAAGAAAUCCAUCUUUGGUUACUACUUUUGGUCUCCUUUCAUGCGGGUAUAUUUUCAGCUCUUAUCAAGAGGUCAAAUCCGUUGUGUUGCACACAUUGAACAGAGCGAGAUUUAAUGUAGCAGUAGAGUCAUUCAUCAAGACAGGGCGAGUACCCUCAUUGCAGAAGGGGAAUAUGAAUGAAAGAAUAUUAAGUUUCCCCUGGCUAAAGGAGACUCCUGUAGUUCUUGGACCAAGAUUCAAAGAUGCAUUCCAAGAUGCUGGUUCAUAUCUUGCCAUAGAGCCUUUGUUUGAUAGAGAGAACUACAUUGUGACAUACAAUCAAACUAAGGGUAAGGUAUAUGCAUUACUCAAAGAUCAAGCGAAGUCAGAUGAUAUCCUAAAAGCUGCUUUCCACGCUCAUGUGCUCUUACAUUUUAUACGCUCAUCAUAUGGGGCUCAGAACUCUUUGCGAAAACAAGGUGAUGCCUUUUCAAAUUCUAAGCCCACUACAACCAAUCUUGAGGGAGAAAUUGCCGCAUCAUGUAAAAUGGUCGCAACCUCUUAUGAGAUUUUCAAGAGUAAAGCUUCAGAGCAGGGAUGGGUGAUGGCAGAAUCGCUGCUCAAUCCUGGUAAAGCUCGAUUAUGUUACAGAUAAAAAAAAAUGGCCAACAUGCGUAGUUUCAUCAUUGCAGCAGAUAAUAUCUCAUAGAUACAAAGGCUUGGAUCAGAUAGCCAUUGAUGGGAUGAUGGGGAAUAUCAAGUCUCUUUGAUUCCUGAAGAUCCUUGUCCGAGCCCAGCCGGUUGCGCUCCGGUUGAUAGGUAAAAAACAAUGGUCCAAUUAAGGGUUCGAGUCUCUAUUGAAAUGGUAACAAAUACAGUUUGAAGUGUAACAAUAGGUAAGUUUAAUGUAUAUGUGCCUUUCCAGGUAUCUCUUUGUUUGCUGUUAGCAUUUAUGGUUAUUCUUAUUAAAUUUUGUUGCAAGUAUGUUUUUCCCACCGAGUAUUUUUGCAUAGUACAUAUAUCUUAGGCUCCUUCCGUAUUACUUGAUGAUGCGUUUCAACUCUCACUCCCAUUCCUCUCAUUAGAUUUAUGGUAGCUGGAGGAUUUGGUAAUCAGCUGUACUUUUUAUUUCUUCUCUCUGUUUUUUUUAAUACAAUAGAUAUGGGGGGUAGGGAUUUGCUGUAAUUGGCUGUACUUGUCAGCUGCCAUGUUGAUAAUUUCAGAACAUUUAGAGAGCUUAUUUCAUAAUGUUUGAUUACAACUUUCAAGAA